This is a messenger RNA of Mesocestoides corti, 114 nucleotides long. Lineage: Eukaryota; Metazoa; Platyhelminthes; Cestoda; Cyclophyllidea; Mesocestoididae. The record is from the annotation of a GenBank genome assembly.
AUGACGUCAUUAGUCAGAAGGUGUCUGCGGACGAUUCAAGAAAGAAACGGUGGCGGUGGCGGUGGCGGUGGUGGUGGUGGUGGUGGUGGUGGUGGUGGUGGUGGUGGUGGUGGU